AAAGUUGCACCGUGAGAAAGCACACGAAAGCAGACCUCAUUAAGCAACAGCGCUAGUAGAAAAGAAAAAUGGGGAAGAAGAUCCCGCACAUAUACUCUGCCCUCGCGUCGUCUUCUUCUUGUUCGUCGUCGUGCUCUAGAUUUUUGAGCUUGCAGUUAUGUCAGAGAUUGUUCUUGCAGAGCCCAUCGAAGGGGGUGAAACCCAUUUCCUUGAUAGGCCAUAUUAUGGUAGAAGUUCUUACGAAGAAGGCGAGACGUCGUACUCAAGGUCCAAUGCCACGUUGGCGAUCACCGAUGGUCCCAGUCACGUUGAUGAUGUUCCUGAGCCCUUCGACAGUGAAAGGUUGCCGACUGUUUUUGCUUCUGAAAUUCAAAGGUUUCUUCGUGUCGCCAAUUUGAUUGAAGGGGAGGAGCCUCGCGUUGCCUAUCUUUGUAAGCCUUUUCAUCAUGCCUUUGAAAUUGCACACAAAAAGGACAAAAAUUCUACGGGAAGGGGUGUCAGACAAUUCAAAACUUCACUUCUUCAGCGACUUGAACAAGAUGAGGAAGUCACCAUCAGAAAAAGGAAGGAUAAGAGUGAUAGUCGUGAACUUAAACGCGUGUAGCAUUCCUACAGAAAUUAUUUUAUCAAACAUGAUAAAACCUUUGAUCUAGAACACAGAGAAAAAUUGAUAAUGCACGUGAAUAUAGCUUCUGUUCUGUUUGAGGUGUUGAAAACAGUUAUAAAUGCAGCUGGUCCUCAGGCGCUUAUUGAAGGAAAUGAACUGCACAAAAAGUCUGAGUUCAACAUUCUACCACUUGCAGGAGGCAUUAAACUUGCAAUUAUGCAGCAGCCUGAGAUUAAGGCUGUUGCAGCUAUUCAUAACAUUCGUGGUUUACCCUCACCCCAAGAUUUUAAGAAAAAUGGAGCCUUUGUAGAUUUGUUUGAUUUUCUUCAGCAUUGCUUUGGAUUCCAGGUUGCGAAUGUGGCCAACCAAAGGGAACAUCUGAUUCUACUCUUGGCCAACAUGCAGACUCGGCAAGUGCAAAAACAGGUGUCAAUUUUGAAGGUGGCGUUGGAUGUUGUAGAUGAAUUGAUGAGGAAGUUUUAAAAUUAUACAAACUGGUGCAAAUUUGGACGAAAAAGCAAUAUCCGCUUACCUUAUGUGAAACAAGAAGCAACAUAUAAAAUUUUGUACAUAGGGCUUUACCUUCUCAUAUGGGGGGAGGCUGCAAUCUGCGAUUCAUGCCAGAAAUGUCUCUGCUAUAUCUUUCAUCAGAUGGCAUAUGAAUUACAUGGCAUUUUAAGUGGUACUGUUAGCUUGACAACAUGGGAAAAGGUCAUGCCUGCAUAUGGAGGAGAACCUGAAUCUUUCCUUAACAGUGUUAUCACCCCCAUAUACAAAGUUAAUAGAGAAGGUCUCCUGAAUGUUUCAGUAUUGGUUGGCCCAUGCGUCUGGACCAUGUUUUCUUCCGUGUUCAACCACCAAAAAAAUCUGAUGUCAAGAAUGCUAUUUCAAUCACCGGACAAAAUAAAAGAAAGAAAAAAGAGAGACAAUAAGGGUGAAGAAUCAGAGAUGCCUGAACCACAAUGGCUGGGGAAGACAAAUUUUGUAGAGAUUCGUUCAUUUUGGCAGAUUUUUAGAACCUUUGAGAGAAUGUGGAGUUUUUUUAUUCUCUCCCUUCAGGCAAUAAUAAUAGUGGCUUGUCAUGACUUGGGAUCUCCUCUUCAGUUAUUUGAUGCCACAGUAUUUGAGGAUGUCAGCAUCUUUAUUACAUCUGCUUUUCUUAAACUCAUUCAAGCAAUUAUGGACAUCAUCUUUACAUGGAAAGCCAGACUAACAAUGGACCAGUCUCAAAAAAUGAAACUUCUGACAAAACUGGUUCUUGCCCUGAUCUGGACUAUUACUCUUCCUGUGUGUUACGCUAAUUCCAGAGGAAAAUAUACUUGCUAUUCCACACAAUAUGGGAGCUUGGUUGAGGAAUGGUGUUUCACUUCUUAUAUGACUGCGUCUGCUAUAUACUUGAUGACUAAUGCGGUUGAAAUCGUUUUGUUUUUUGUCCCUGCUAUUGCCAAGCAUAUUGAGGUCUCUAAUAAUCAGAUAUGCAGAUUUUUGUCAUGGUGGACGCAGCCCAGAAUUUAUGUUGGACGAGGGAUGCAAGAAAACCAAGUUUCAGUGUUGAAGUAUACGUUAUUCUGGAUAUUGGUGCUAUCUACUAAAUUUCUGUUCAGCUACUGUUUUGAGAUAAAACCACUCAUAGCACCCACGCGAGAAAUUAUGAAGAUUGGUGUAAGAAAGUAUGAUUGGCACGAGCUUUUCCCAAAAGGUAUGCUGAAUAUUCAAAGUAAUGCUGGUGCAAUUGUGGCUGUCUGGACUCCUAUAAUAAUCGUUUAUUUCAUGGACACGCAAAUUUGGUAUUCUGUUUUCUGUACCAUAUUUGGUGGACUUUAUGGCAUCUUGCAUCACCUUGGUGAGAUAAGAACACUUGGAAUGCUGAGAAGUAGAUUUUACUCCUUGCCUGCUGCAUUUAAUGUCUGUUUGAUCCCACCAUCAAGAACUGGUCGAAAGAAAAGAAAAGGCUUUUUAAGCAAUAUGUUUCAAAAGGUGCCCCUUGAAAAGAAUGCCAUUCCAAAGUUUGUAGCAGUAUGGAAUCAAAUUAUAAGCCAUCUUCGUCUGGAGGACUUGAUUAGUAAUAGAGAGAUGGAUUUGAUGAUGAUGCCUAUGUCUUCAGAGUUAUUCUCUAAACAAGUUCGCAUUCGCUGGCCAGUUUUUCUCUUAGCAAAUAAGUUUUCUACAGCUUUGAGCAUUGCUAAAGAUUUUGAGGGAAAGGAUGAGAUUCUUCUUAGAAAGAUUAAAAAGGACAAGUACAUGUCUUAUGCUGUUAAGGAGUGCUAUGAGUUAUUGAAAUAUGUCCUUGAAAUUCUUGUUGUGGGCAACCUGGAGAAAAGGAUCAUAUGCGGGAUACUAAAUGAAAUUGAAGAAUAUAUUGAUGUAUCGACUCUUCUUAAAAACUUCAAGAUGAAAAUGCUUCCAGCUCUACAAGUUAAAAUAAUUGAGCUAGCUGAACUUCUGAUUGAGGGGGAUAACAGCCACCGGUGCAAAGUUGUGAAGGCUCUUCAAGAUAUGUGUGAGAUGGUAACCAAUGAUAUGAUGGUUGAUUCGAGCAAAAUACUGGAUAUGCUAGAGUGUCCUCCUCCACCAAGUUGGAGCGAUUUCAUCACAUUCUCUACAGAUAUUGAACCAUUAUUAUUUGCCAAUGAGAAUUCUAUCCAUUUCCCUUUACCAGAAAGUGGUCCUUUAAUUGAAAAGAUCAAGCGUUUUCAUUUGUUGCUUACUGUCAAAGAUACAGCAAUGGAUGUACCAGAAAACUUGGAGGCUCGUAGGCGCAUAUCAUUCUUUGCUACUUCUCUGUUUGCAGACAUGCCUGAUGCUCCUAAAGUACGCAACAUGCUGUCAUUCAGUGUCAUAACUCCUCACUACAUCGAGGAUAUUAAUUUUUCCCUGGAGGAGCUUCAUUCAAGUCAGGAAGAGGUCUCCAUCAUCUUUUACAUGCAAAAGAUAUAUCCAGAUGAGUGGAAAAACUUUCUGGAACGUGUUGGUUGUGAAAAUCUUGAAAGUUUAAACGAUGGUCAAAAGAAAGAGGAACUUAGACAGUGGGCUUCAUUCCGGGGACAGACUCUGGGUAGAACAGCUAGAGGGAUUAUGUACUACAGAGAAGCCUUAAAAUUACAAGCAUUUCUUGACAUGGCUGAGGAUGAAGAUAUUCUUGAGGGCUAUGAAACUGCUGAAAGAAGUAACAGUACAUUAUUUGCUCAUCUAGAAGCACUAGCCGACAUGAAAUACACCUUUGUCAUUUCCUGUCAAUCGUUUGCAUCACAAAGGGCUGCAGCAGAUCCCCACGCUCAAGAUAUAAUUGACUUGAUGAUAAAAUAUCCAUCUCUUCGUGUUGCUUAUGUUGAUGAAGAGGAGGAGUUUUUUCAGGGAAGGCCUCAUAAAGUGUAUUCAUCUAAACUGGUUAAAGUUGUCAAUGGUUAUGAACAGGUGAUAUAUCGCAUAAAGCUUCCUGGUCCACCAAAUAUUGGAGAAGGGAAGCCGGAAAAUCAGAAUCAUGCCAUAAUAUUUACUCGUGGUGAAGCCCUUCAAACAAUUGAUAUGAACCAAGAUAAUUACUUAGAAGAAGCACUAAAAAUGAGAAAUCUUCUCCAAGAAUUCUUUCGGUGCCAAGGGCGGCGCCCACCUACAAUACUUGGUUUAAGGGAACACAUUUUUACUGGAAGUGUAUCUUCUUUGGCAUGGUUCAUGUCAUAUCAAGAGACCAGCUUUGUUACUAUUGGUCAAAGAAUUCUGGCUAAUCCUCUGAGGGUGAGGUUCCACUAUGGCCAUCCAGAUGUAUUUGAUAGAGUUUUCCAUAUCACCAGGGGGGGAAUUAGCAAAGCAUCAAAAACAAUUAACUUGAGCGAGGAUGUUUUUGCUGGAUUUAAUUCUACUUUGCGAAGGGGAUGCAUUUCCUAUCAUGAAUACUUGCAAGUUGGCAAAGGUCGUGAUGUGGGCCUAAACCAGAUCUCAAAAUUCGAAGCCAAGGUGGCAAAUGGAAACAGUGAGCAGACUAUAAGCCGUGAUGUAUUCCGCCUUGGGCAACAAUUCGAUUUCUUUCGCAUGCUAUCAUAUUAUUUCACCACCAUUGGGUUUUACUUCAGUAAUCUGAUUUCAGUGAUAGGAAUAUACAUUCUCUACGGGCAGCUAUACCUGGUGCUUAGUGGGUUGGAAAGAGCACUUAUCAUUGAAGCUCGAAUCAAGAAUGUACAAUCCUUGGAAACAGCUCUCGCCUCUGAGUCAUUUAUACAGCUUGGGCUUCUAACAGGAUUACCUAUGGUGAUGGAAAUUGGCCUUGAGAAAGGUUUCUUCACAGCAGUGAAAGAUUUUGUCCUCAUGCAGUUGCAGCUGGCCGCUGUUUUCUUCACUUUCUCCCUUGGAACAAAGACCCAUUAUUAUGGCCGAACAAUCUUGCAUGGGGGUGCAAAGUACAGGCCCACAGGGCGAAAAGUUGUUGUGUUCCAUUCUAGCUUCACUGAAAAUUACAGAUUAUAUUCAAGAAGCCAUUUUGUCAAGGGGUUUGAGUUAAUGCUUCUGUUGAUUGUUUAUAAUAUGUUCAGGAAGUCUUACCAAAGUAGCAUGGCAUAUGUGCUAAUAACUUAUGCCAUUUGGUUCAUGUCAUUGACAUGGUUGUGUGCACCUUUUCUUUUUAACCCUUCCGGAUUCAGCUGGACCAAGACAGUUGAAGACUGGAAAGAAUGGAAUAAAUGGAUCAGGCAACAGGGUGGUAUAGGAAUACACCAGGAUAAAAGUUGGCAUUCAUGGUGGGAUGAUGAGCAAGACCAUCUUCGACAGUCUGGUCUCCGUUCCAGGAUGAUGGAAAUACUGCUUUCUCUUCGAUUUUUCAUCUAUCAGUAUGGCCUGGUCUAUCACCUCGACAUCUCUCAACAUAGCAAGAAUUUUCUGGUUUAUGUGCUUUCGUGGGUUGUAAUUCUUGCAGUUUUCCUAUUAGUGAAGGCUGUGAACAUGGGAAGGCAAUUAUUCAGUGCUAAUUAUCAGCUUGGAUUCAGAUUUUUCAAGGCGUUCCUGUUCAUCGGUGUUCUUGCCAUUAUUAUAACCCUUUCCAUUAUAUGUGAACUGUCUCUUUUGGACUUAUUUGUUUGCUGCUUGGCAUUCCUGCCAACUGCCUGGGGCUUGAUACUGAUUGCCCAAGCGGUGAGGCCCAAGAUAGAACAUACAGGCGUGUGGGACUUCGGUCGUGCACUUGCUAGAGCUUAUGAUUAUGGAAUGGGUGUAAUUCUGUUUACUCCUAUUGCAAUUUUGGCUUGGCUGCCAAUUAUUAAAGCCUUUCAUAAUCGUUUCCUUUUCAAUGAAGCAUUCAAAAGGCACUUGCAGAUCCAACCAAUUAUUGCAGGGAGAAAGAAGCAAUCCAAAUCUUGAAGAAGAUGAUGACGACUUUCAUACUGAUCUUGUACAGUCAACUGGUGCCUUACAUUCUACAGGGAAGAUUUUAGGAAGUAUAUAUUCUAUUCAUUUUGAAUUCUUGUAAGUAUACGAAAUCAAAUGAAGAAAAGCAUGCUUUUGGUUUUUCAUUAAAUGGUCGAAUAAGUUGAAAGGAACUGGAAUUACUGGUGAAAAGUAGCUUCAUUGUAAAGCCAUUUUUUCAUUAAUAAUAAUGGCGACACAAACUGUUAUCUUAGGCUUGUCAACGAAAGUCAAUGAAGCCUCAGUUUGAGGGUAACUCAUCCA
This is a messenger RNA of Prosopis cineraria, 6262 nucleotides long. Its product is annotated as putative callose synthase 8. Gene Ontology annotation, cellular component: 1,3-beta-D-glucan synthase complex; plasma membrane. The record is from RefSeq and is a predicted model, not a curated record. Gene Ontology annotation, biological process: (1->3)-beta-D-glucan biosynthetic process. Gene Ontology annotation, molecular function: 1,3-beta-D-glucan synthase activity. NCBI's taxonomy places the organism in Eukaryota, Viridiplantae, Streptophyta, Magnoliopsida, Fabales, Fabaceae.